This is a messenger RNA of Cucumis sativus (cucumber), 2014 nucleotides long. Its product is annotated as UDP-D-xylose:L-fucose alpha-1,3-D-xylosyltransferase MGP4. The record is from RefSeq and is a predicted model, not a curated record. NCBI's taxonomy places the organism in Eukaryota, Viridiplantae, Streptophyta, Magnoliopsida, Cucurbitales, Cucurbitaceae. Gene Ontology annotation, cellular component: Golgi apparatus. Gene Ontology annotation, molecular function: glycosyltransferase activity. Bases 497 to 1564 code for a protein of 355 amino acids. The transcript has 6 exons.
CUCUAUUUUCUUUUGCUUAUUAGUUAAUGAACCGCUAAAACAGCUCCCCGCCACCGCUUGCUCUAUUACUCCCCUUCUCAGAUCCUCACUCUUCACACUCCAACUCCCUCCAGUCUUCAACAACCGUCGGUGGAGCUCCACUUUCCGACGAUAAGAUCACAUUGUUUCAUUGGAAUUUCCCCUGGUUAACUGCAGCUGAUCUGUAUGUCAUUGCCAAUGCUGUUUUGUUUUCUCUAGUUUCGGGUUGAUCCGAUUAAUCGGCAGGGAAAUUGUGACGUCUGGUCUGCAGUCAUUUAGAAUUGGCCGUUGAUUGGUUUUUUAAGCUUGAGUCUAGCUUCGAGAUGGAAUGGCCCUAAUUUGCUGAUUGAUUUUGCAAUUUGUUUCUUGGACGAAUGAUUUGUGGGUCGUUUUAAUCUUCGUCUCUCGGGUCAAGGUUGUAGAGAUUUACUUGAAAACGGUUUGUGACUGUUCUGGGUUUUCUUUCUUACGCAAGAAAAUGCCGUCGGUCUUGCACCAAAGAUCCACUCACAGCUCACUUGCAAAUUCAUAUCCACUUUCUCCUCGUUCUUCCUCGAGUUCUGAAAGAUCAUUUUCCAUAUUCAGUCCUAUAAACCUACUUGCUCUGCUUUCUCUCAUUGUGAUUCUUGGAGUCUUCUUGCCCUGGAUGAAUAUACAAGAGAGUAUUUUCUCAAGCUCCAAGGUCUCAAACUCUAAAUGGCGAGAGUACUCAUUGGCUGAAGCUGCGUCGUUCGUUGCGAGGAAUGGGACUGUGAUUGUUUGCGCUGUCAGCCAACCCUACUUGCCCUUUCUCAAUAAUUGGUUAAUUAGUCUUUCUCGGCAGAAGCACCAUGAGAAAGUUCUUGUUAUUGCUGAGGACUAUGCAACGCUCUAUAAAGUGAAUGAACGGUGGCCAGGGCAUGCAGUGCUCGUCCCACCAGCUCCUGAUGCUCAAACCGCUCAUAAAUUUGGUUCUCAGGGAUUCUUCAACUUCACAUCCCGGAGACCACGACACCUACUACACAUUUUGGAGCUUGGUUAUAAUGUUAUGUACAAUGAUGUUGAUAUGGUAUGGCUGGCUGAUCCAUUUCCUUAUCUGCAAGGGAAUCAUGAUGUGUACUUCACAGAUGACAUGGCUGCAGUAAAACCAUUGCACCACUCUCAUGAUUUGCCACCUCCGGGGAAAAAGGGCCGCACUUACAUAUGCAGCUGCAUGAUUUUCCUACGUCCCACCAGUGGAGCAAAACUGGUCAUGAGGAAGUGGAUUGAGGAACUUAAAGCUCAGCCAUGGUCCAAGGCAAAGAAGGCAAAUGAUCAACCUGCUUUCAAUUGGGCACUAAAUAAAACUGCUGGAGAGGUGGAUCUAUACCUGCUGCCACAGUCAGCAUUCCCAACAGGUGGAUUAUACUUCAAGAACGAAUCAUGGGUUCAGGAAACCAAGGGAAUGCAUGUUAUUAUACAUAAUAAUUAUAUCACAGGGUUUGAGAAGAAAAUUAAACGUUUCCGAGAAUUCAACCUGUGGUACGUGGAUGAUCAUACUCUCGAGUCUCCUCUUGGUCGAAUAUGAGAAAUUAAUAGAUGUUAUCACAAUUCUUCCCGCAAUACAAGAUCAAAUCCUACGGGUAAGCUAUCCUCAACCACAAACUAUUAUCAUGGCAAAGAAUUUUAGCUGAGAUAACUCAAAUGGCCUCAAUGUUAUUUCAAUCCAAAUUGGUUCCUGCAAGAAGAAACGGAUUUUAUACAAACCUUCAAAUGACCCAACAAAUGUCUAAUAAGUAAAUAUAAAGGUGUAACUUCCUAAUAUGUCAAAUUACAUAAUGGGUUACUAGCUCGAGUAAUCUAAUAAAUGUGUAUAGAUGAAACAUUUUGGUCGAGGAGAUUGAACUUCUUACAUAGCAAGCGGCCAAAGUCGGUUCGAUAUAAGAGGAAAUUUUCGAUAGAUUGGACAUCUUUAUUGAUAUGGGUACUUUUUGUGAAACCAAAUGCAAAAGUUAUGAGAGUUUGUGGUUGUAGUAAA